Phascolarctos cinereus (koala) is the source of this 3722-nucleotide messenger RNA. RefSeq names its product complexin 2 (gene CPLX2). The record is from RefSeq and is a predicted model, not a curated record. Gene Ontology annotation, biological process: synaptic vesicle exocytosis; neurotransmitter transport; regulation of neurotransmitter secretion. Gene Ontology annotation, molecular function: syntaxin binding. NCBI's taxonomy places the organism in Eukaryota, Metazoa, Chordata, Mammalia, Diprotodontia, Phascolarctidae. Gene Ontology annotation, cellular component: SNARE complex; terminal bouton.
CUCAUUCUCCCUAUUCUUCAUCGUCCCUCCUCCACCCCUCCCCCUCCUCCUUUCAGGAAGCCUGGCUCACCCAGGAAGCAGGACCGCCUGAGAGCUGAAAGCCGGAGAAUAGGAGCCCGGCCGAGAGUCGGUGCAUACCAGAGCCCCUGUUUGGUACUCCCCUAGUGCAUAUGUACUAGCCCGGUUCCCCUGCAAGAGGGAGCCAGUCUCCACGGAGCAGCGGGAGAGCGGGGAAGGAAGGCAGAGAAGCUCGAGAAAGAAAGCAGUAUUCCAGCCGCCGAGGGUGGAAAGAGCCGCAGCCCGCAGCAGGGAUUUAUGCCACCUCUGACAUGUAUAUACUGAGUCAGGAGUUUCUGUGCUAGUCAACUUAAGUCAAACAUAGACUCAACUGAAGCCAAGAUCAAAGGUGGCAUUUUUCCUCUCAGCAGUCCUACUAUAAGCCCUGGAUGCAAAUUCUGCUGCUGGUUAGAGCACAUUAAUUGGAGUAACAACUAUGGACUUUGUUAUGAAGCAAGCCCUUGGGGGGGCCACCAAAGACAUGGGGAAGAUGUUGGGGGGUGAGGAGGAGAAGGACCCAGAUGCCCAGAAGAAGGAGGAGGAGAGGCAGGAGGCCUUACGACAGCAGGAGGAAGAACGCAAAGCCAAACAUGCUCGCAUGGAGGCAGAACGGGAAAAAGUCCGGCAGCAAAUUCGAGACAAGUAUGGCCUGAAGAAGAAGGAGGAGAAGGAGGCUGAAGAGAAGGCCGCCCUGGAGCAGCCAUGUGAGGGCAGCCUGACCCGCCCCAAGAAAGCCAUUCCAGCUGGUUGUGGGGAUGAGGAGGAGGAGGAAGAAGAGAGCAUCCUGGACACCGUUCUCAAGUACCUACCUGGGCCUCUCCAGGACAUGUUCAAGAAGUAACCCUGGCCCAACUCCAUCCCAUUCUCAACAGUCCCAUUUUUGUUUUUAAUUUUUAUUCCACUUUUCCAUUCAGUAUGAAUUUUGAAGGGCAAACCUCAUUUGGCCUCACCCCACACAUACACCUCCACCCCUCACAUGGACUGUGGGACCCAAGCCCCUCAUCUUUGGCCGGAAACUCCCAGGGCCCCCUCCCUGUUCAGUACUGUCCCCUGACCCCACAGUGCCCUGGGCCUCUUGAGGAGCCCUAGGGAAAGAAGGCCGCUGGCCUGGGCUGAGGGCCAGAAACUAGGACCAAACCAUUGAUGACCUCAGGAGAGGCCCGGGAUGUGCUGAAGUGGGAGGAAAGGCCUGACCACUGAGUCCCACAUGCACACACUCCUCCCGAACCUCUUCCCACCAGGAACAUUCCUCAUGCCUUGAGCAUGAUUUCCACUGCCACAGAAGGGAGAGAGGGCCAGGCCAGUGGGUCCUAGGGGAAGGAGUCAGAGGAGAAGAGGGUCAGGUUGCCUAUUCUUUCUCCUCUACUCCCCUAGAGAUCACUGGAACUCUAAGCCCUGUUCCCCAACCCCAAUGGGUCAAAACACCCACACAUUCCAGUCCUGCCCAACAUAGCCCAAGGAUGAGGGGGCAAGGGCCAAUGUUGGACCCUUCACUAGGGAGCCCAUCAGCCAAUCCCAGAGGAAUGUGGAGCAGAUCUCUGUUCCUUCAUAUCUCCCUAGGCCUCCUCAAUCUCACAUCAGUUCCAGGGACUCAGCCCACUGUGGUAAGAACAGCCCCUCCCAGCCUAGUCCCUCCCUGUUCCUGGCUAGACCUGGGAGUGGCAAGGAAGAUCAACUGACUGUGGGAGGUAUCAUUAGAGUCUCUUAGUCCCCAACCCUAGCCUUAUUCCCUUUUCAUCAAUGACCUAGAUAGGACCAGAAGUAUAGGGAGGGUCAGAGAAGGGCCUGUGCCCUAACCAAAGGAGUAUUCUGGAGUUCUAAGGGGCCACUGGGUAGAGAUCAGGCAGAGUACUACCAGGAAGGUUGACUCCCAUUGCCACAAAUAUGGCAGCCUGGCCUUUCCCUUGUCAGUGGAGCAGAUCUUUCCCACAGGGCAAUAAAAGGUUGCCCCUGGGAUACCACUGUACCCUAGGAAGCUUCCACCCUCCACUCAUAUCUUUGUGGCCACUGUGGAGCCUAAUCUGUAAAGGGGGUAGCUUGAGCCCUUCUCUCCUGAAAAGGCAUGCUAGGCCCUCCCUCCCCCAGCCUGGGGUCCUUACCUUAACAGGAUAGCCCCUUCCAAAUACACACUAACAGUUGGAGCCAUCGAGCAGCAUCAAUCCUCAACCAGAGAACAUCUAGUGGAGAGGACAUGCUGCUCCCCCACCCCCCCAGCCCAUCCAGGCGCUUCCAGGGCCCUGAGUGGACGACGUGUUCAGGAAGUUCCACUGGCCCCCAGGAGGACUCCCAUAAGCAGGGCUCAGGCUGAGACACUGAAGGCAGGCUCACCUACAGUUUAGCCCUGGUCCUAUGGGAGGAGACAGCCCCAGCUGAGCUGCUGCCCUCCCAUUCUGGCUGAGGAUCUGUCUGCCCAUAUGCUAAACCCCAAAGCAGGCAUCUGUCCUUCCAUCUAUUGGUCUGUCUUGUGGCUAGGAAAAAAUUCUCCUCUCAGACAUGCCAAGGAAAGCCCUACCCACCCGACUUGAGCCUAUCCUACCCUACCCUCCCAUACCCAAUACUCUGCCUCUCUGCCAUUCUGAGAAUUCCUGGGGCAGGGAGGAUUGUGAACGUGAAAGUAUGUAUGAAUGUGGGUGGAACGAGAGUGGUGGUGGCAGAAUGGGUAUGUCUAUAGUUGGGAUGGUGUGAAUGUAUGUGUUAUAAAUAUGCAUGUGUGUAUGGAUGUGUCAAAGAUUGUAUGUGUAUCUUUUAGAGAUUAUUCUUAUAUGUGUGUGUAUUAGAGAUUGUGUUACAGACUAGAAGAAUGCUAGGGAUUCAAAUAUGUAUGUACAGAGAUUGUGUGGGUGUGUGUUUUAGAAAGUGUGUGUGCUAGAGAUUGUGUGUCCAUAUCAUAGAUUGUCUAUAUUAGAGAGGGUGUGUGUGUGUGUGUGUGUGUGUGUGUGUGUUGGAAAUUAUGUGUUAAAAAUGGCAUGUAUUAGAGAAUGUUUAUGUGUAUGGGGAGGGGUGUUAUUACAGGACUAUGUUUCUGCGUGUGUGUGUGUGUGUGUGUGUGUGUGUGUGUGUGUGUGAUAGACAGAGAGAGAGAGAGAGAGAGUGUGUGAAAAUGCAUGUAUAACACUGCAGGCUGGCUAGAUGACUGAGAGUGGUAGCAGGGACUGGGAAAUAUCUUUUCUUCUCCCUUAGACCAAUCAAUUCCUACCCAUCACCAUUCCUGGAACAGAGAUGAGAGGAGAAGUUUUUCCUACAAGUCCAAGACUUUCCCUCUUCCCCUGGGCUCCCUGAGCCAAGCCUUUGCCAUCCUCCUCCCUCACUGGAUGUGAUGGGGAGAAUCCUAUUUGGGUCCUGGGAAGCACUUGGCAGCUCAGACUGGUCUGGGUGGCCAUGGGAGGAACAGGACUGUCCUUUGUCCCUAUAACAGAGAAGCCAUGCUGGAUAUGGGGUGGAAGAGGGAGAUGCCUCAAAGAGGGUUGCUAUGCCCGCCCCUCGCCGCCCCACCACCACUUUUCACCAUCACCCCAGUUUGCAUACUGGGGUGUUUCAUUUUAGAGAAUUUUUCCUUUAAUUUCAAAAGAGAAAGCAGCUCACAUCGUGUCUUCUCUGUCCGUUUCCAAUAGUUAAAGCCAUAUCAGUUAGACUGCAAUACUUUAAAGAUGAGGGGAAAAAAAAAA